AUGGCUUGCCUCUUGGACUUUGCAUUUCGCAAGCUCAUCGGGAUCAAGGGAGCUGUCCUGGGGAUGAGAACCAUCAAGAGCAUGGCGGCGCCCUCGUUGAUCAAUAUUGCCCCGGCUGUUUGGGAUCUCAAUUAUCUUCAGACCAUGUCCAUCCACGCAGAGGUUAUCCCAUGGAUUGCUUCCGGAAUCGCUCGCUUGACGAAUGCCCGGUCUGCGGCUCUCCGAGAAAAGUUGACGUUUCUUGUUCAAAGGAGGACGCCGGGUGAUAACGCCCAGGGACCAGUCGACCAGGAAACAGAGACUAGAGACGAAGUGAGAAAGAGACUAUGGUCGUUGUGCCAAACGCGCAUCCGGCCGGAACCAAUCAAGGCACCUUUCGUCAGGAAAGUGGUCCCAGAACAGGAGACAUCACAGCUUGUCCUCGCAGAGCACGAACUAGAAGCGUCUCCACCUUAUAUCGAAGAUUUCGACAGCGAUGCUCUUGUCACCAUGGCGCAUUACGAACCGGUGCCCAACCAAGAUCCCUAUGCUGCUUUGCCUGAGAACCAGGCUGACCCAGACGAACCCGUGAUGGACGAUUCCUUGCUGGUACUCGAGCCGUACAAUCCUGAUGUUGGAGCGUCAUCGUCGGACGGAUGGAUGCGUAGCUCUGAGGCCGAAUACUUCUACACUGAUGGGCAAGGAAACGUCUACCCGAUAGAGAGGGAAAUUGUUCGGGAGGACCACCAGAUCGAUUGGCCGUCAACCCCACAGCUUCUCGGCUCUGACGAGUUUGAUCACGGAAACGAAGAAGACCCGGAAGAGGGUUUGGAUGGCAGCAUCAACCGCACAUAUAUUAUGUACGAUGGAGGGCAACCUUGGCCCCCUUUAUCGGGUGUCCACAUCCACACCGAAGAUGACCUGCCAUACCCGCUGGCGCCGUAUCUCGGCGACGCACCGUUCAACGAUCGCGCGGGAGACUGA
Molecule: messenger RNA, 963 nt
Organism: Parathielavia appendiculata
Lineage: Eukaryota; Fungi; Ascomycota; Sordariomycetes; Sordariales; Chaetomiaceae
Exons: 2
Coding region: 1-963 (320 amino acids)
Source: RefSeq, a predicted model, not a curated record